Messenger RNA from Notothenia coriiceps (black rockcod), 1436 nucleotides. It is a transcript of the gene enoph1, whose product is annotated as enolase-phosphatase 1. Bases 244 to 1029 code for a protein of 261 amino acids. NCBI's taxonomy places the organism in Eukaryota, Metazoa, Chordata, Actinopteri, Perciformes, Nototheniidae. The record is from RefSeq and is a predicted model, not a curated record. The transcript is spliced from 6 exons. Gene Ontology annotation, molecular function: acireductone synthase activity; magnesium ion binding.
GCUCUGAACAUGUGUGGCUCUUUCAGUCAAGUCAGUGUUAGCUGCGAGUUGAUGGCAAAGCACAGCUGGCUAGUGGCUAACAACUAACCAGGUGGUAGCCUACAUCUGUUAUCGUGUGGAUAAUCUUUGCUCUGCGUCACCUGUCCCGGGGUUAGAGAUCCAGUGAGGAGCGCCUACUUUAACUCUGUUGUGAAGCUAAGUAUAAGCUAGCGUCAGCUAACAAGCUGCAGACUCUCCUGAAAAAUGGCCACUAUUUCAAUUCCUGCAUGUACUAGUGCACUCCUGCUUGAUAUCGAAGGGACAACAACACCAAUCACAUUUGUAAAGGAUAUCUUAUUUCCAUACAUCAGAGAGCAUCUUGAGGAGUACUUGUCUACUCACUGGGAGGAAGACGAGUGCAAACAAGAUGUUCAUCUCCUAAAGAAACAGAUUGAAGAGGACAUGAGGCAGCACCGGUCGUGCCCCGUCCACACCGUGGACCAGACGGUGCACACAGACGAGGAGAAGGCUAUUAGAGAGGUAAUGGAUAAUGUGCUCUGGCAGAUGGCGGCAGACAGGAAGUCGACAGCACUCAAACAGUUACAGGGCCACAUGUGGAGGUCAGCAUAUUCUUCUGGGAGAAUCAAAGGCGAGGUCUACCAGGAUGUAAUUCCAUCCCUUAAAAGAUGGAGAGAACAAGGACUAAAAGUGUACAUUUACUCCUCGGGAAGCGUGGAGGCACAGAAACUUCUGUUUGGAUACUCUGAGGAAGGAGACGUGUUAGAUUUAUUAGAUGGUCACUUUGACACCAGUAUAGGUGCUAAAGUGGAACGUAAAAGCUACGAGAGAAUUGCUGAGAGGAUUGGAUUUCAACCAGAAGAAAUCACAUUCUUGACCGACGUCAUUCGAGAGGCCAAAGCAGCAGAGGAAGCGGGGGUGAACGUGGUGGUGGUGGUCAGGUCCGGGAACAUGGAGCUGACGGAUGACGAGCGCUCCCACUAUAGCCUCGUUACAUCCUUUAGCCAACUGGAAGUGACGGGACGUGUUUAACAGAGCUAGGAGGAACACUUUGUUUCAUAAUGACCUGUUCUUUCUUUUCUUUGCCCUCCCAGCCCCCUCACCUCUCUCCUUUUUGCAAUGUUUUAGUUUGUUCCGCGUUGACAGUUCAAAAGGUGUAGGAGAAGCUGCUGGGACUCCUGUUAGAGGUCCCGGCCUGUAAGGAGUCAAUCUACCCCGUUCUGUGAGGGUGCCUUUCAAUGGAGACAGAUCUGCGAAGGGUUAUAGCAACAUCACUCACUGGUAGGGUUGCAAAGGGGUGGAAAGUUUCCGGUAAAUUUCCGGAAAGUUUCCAUGGGAAGUUAAGCUGGGGAAUUUUGUAAAUAUUCGAUGCAAAAUUAAACAAAAAAACAUGACAUUUCAACAGAUUUCUUUAAAAAAAAAAAAAAAUUUAAUAAAAG